UUUAGCACGUGGCUUCUCAAUCUCAUUGCCUCUCAGACUUUUCUACUGAACCCUCCACUACACUUCCUUGCUUAGUUGCUUCCUUCUUUUUCUUCUUCUUCCUUCUGGGUUAUGGUGCUGCAGCUCUGAAGAGAGAGAGAGAGAGAGAGAGAGAGAGAGGUUAUUUUAACUCUUCAAUGAAAGGGGAAGUGAAGAUGAAGUCCAAGAUGAAAUGGGUUGGUCUGGUUGGGCUUGUGCUAUCAGCUUUCUCUAUCUUCAUACACUUUCUUCUUGCUAGAUUCACACAAAUGGGCGUUGCAGACUAUGAGUCCUCAGUCACAAUCUUCUCUUGGAGACCCAUCUUUGAGAAGCCAUAUUUUCCCACAAAUAGUCCCUCGUAUAGAAGACUAUGGGGUCCGGUAAAGCCUCUUGAAUCCUUGUAUCCUGACUCAAAUCCCCGAGGAUAUUAUGCUGAUGCUGAUUCACAAACAAAUGGGUUUAUCUUUGUCCGGAUACAAGGUGGUUUCUAUGAAAUCAGGAAUUCGAUAUGCGAUGUGGUUGUGGUUUCUCGACUUCUUAAUGCUACAUUAGCAAUGCCUGAAAUCCUAUCAACAACCAGCAGCAAGGGAAUAAGCUCUCAGUUCAAGAGUUUUGCAUACCUAUAUAAUGAGGAGCAAUUUGUGCUCUCAUUAGCAAAAGAUGUCAAAGUUGUGAGAACUCUUCCAAAAAAUCUAAAGGGUGCAAGGAGAAAGAAGGAGAUUCCUGUGUUUAAAGUGCCAAAUUCAGCAUCACCUUUUUAUUAUUUGCAUCAUGUUCUCCCUAUAUUAAAGAAGCAUUCAGUGGUUGAACUAGUUAUUUCCGAUGGUGGAUGCUUGCAGGCCAUUCUUCCUCCCGAUUUUGAAGAAUAUCAAAGGCUGAGAUGUCGAGUUUCUUUUCAUGCGCUUCAGUUCCGACAGGAAGUUCAGGAACUUUCUGCUAAGAUUUUGCAGAGGUUACGAGCUCCUGGUCAUCCAUUCAUUGCCUUUGACCCUGGCAUGACUAGAGAAUCUUUAGCAUAUCAUGGUUGUGCAGAACUGUUCCAGGAUGUGCAUACCGAGCUCAUUCAACACAAAAGAUCUUGGAUGAUAAAACGUGGGAUUGUCAAGGGGAAGCUUUCAGUCAACUCAGCUGAAGCAAGACUGAAUGGAUCCUGUCCUUUAAUGCCUGAGGAGAUUGGUAUUCUUCUGCGUGCCUAUGGAUACUCAAGAGAUGCAGUUAUAUAUGUGUCUGGGGGAGAAGUCUUUGGUGGUCAAAGAACUUUGAUUCCCCUUCAUGCUAUGUUUGAAAAUGUUGUUGAUAGAACUUCUCUUAGCAUUCCUUGGGAGCUUAUUAGGCUUUAUGGGCAAGAGAUUAACCUUGUUAAUACUCCUCACGGGCCACCACCUUUCGUUGAAGAAGUAACAAAGCUUGCAACUUGGAAGAAUGCAGGUCCACGUCCUCGCCCACUUCCUCCACCUCCAGCAAGGCCCAAAUCAUAUAACAUAGAGGGUUGGUGGGGUUGGGUAGCUGAGAGUGAUAAUGAGCCUGAUAGCACAAUCAUGGAACUAAGGACCAAUGCCCAUAAAUUACUAUGGGAGGCUAUUGACUAUAUGAUCUGUGUUGAAGCUGAUGUAUUCAUCCCUGGAUUUGACCGUGACGGAAAGGGGCAUCCAAAUUUUGCUAGCUUGGUGAUGGGGCACAGGCUAUACCAGUCAGCUGCAUCAAAGACAUUUAGACCCUACAGAAAGGAAGCUGCUAAACUCGUAGAUGAGAUUCGUGACAACAUGUAUCGGGCAAAUCAUACUUGGCUAAAAUCAGUUCGCAGGCAUUUGAGAAAAACAUUACUUGAUGGAAUCAUUGAAGCAUCAAAUAAUUCAAAACCAUUAUCCUUUCUCUCUCAUCCAGUCCCUGAAUGUUCUUGCUGGAGGCGUGACCCCUUUGAGGUAUCAAAGAAUUCUUCUAGUCCUUCAACUUCCCAAGCUUGGACAGCUCUUGGUAGUGCUCACAGGUGUCCUGCAUGGAUGGACACUGGUACAUUUUCUGAAUUAAAAGAUAAGGAAAAUGAAGAAGAGGUAGAUGAGGAUAAUUCUGUAUCUGGGUUGUUCUUUGGACAAAGUGUUGGAAAUCAUGAAGUUGAUGGAGAAGUAAACAACACUAAAGAAGAUAAUCAAUUUGAGGAUCAAGAAGAGCUUGAGGGUGGGGAAAGAUGACAUCAAGAUAAUAUGAUGGUACAUCUGACAAUUGAUAAUGGAUUCUCAUUCUCCACAUUCAUGUACAUAAUUGAAUGUUGCUUCCAAUUCCAACUGUUGCUUACUGGGUCCAAAUGUGUCUCUGGUAACUUCGUGAUUCACGAAACCUAUUUACUAGUCGAGAUUCAUCUGUAUAACAUUAGUGCCUUUAGGUUCAAGUCCUCAAAUAUAGUAUACUAGCUAAUUUAUAGACUCCAUAUCAGUUUUGAUGUAAUCUAGCAUGAUCUUUGUAGUUAAUAUUAGGUUUAAGUUCAGCUUGAAUUCUUUGCGGGGAAAAUAUCCUAUUUAUCACUGGUGAACAUACUCAUAAUAUGUAUUUGACUGAUGUAGCAUUGGAAAUAACUCAACUUCAUUUUUGUACCUGAUGAGAGAAGUAAUUCCCCCAUUUUAUUUAGGGGUUUACACUUCUCAUGUGACAUAAAAAAAAAUCCU
This is a messenger RNA of Gastrolobium bilobum, 2678 nucleotides long. RefSeq names its product O-fucosyltransferase 27-like. Bases 177 to 2207 code for a protein of 676 amino acids. The transcript is spliced from 10 exons. Gene Ontology annotation, cellular component: cytoplasm; trans-Golgi network; endosome. NCBI's taxonomy places the organism in Eukaryota, Viridiplantae, Streptophyta, Magnoliopsida, Fabales, Fabaceae. The record is from RefSeq and is a predicted model, not a curated record.